Molecule: messenger RNA, 870 nt
Organism: Angiostrongylus costaricensis
Lineage: Eukaryota; Metazoa; Nematoda; Chromadorea; Rhabditida; Metastrongylidae
Source: the annotation of a GenBank genome assembly
AUGCCACUUCUCGUCGUUACUGGUUACCCGUCUUGUGGUAAGUCGACGAUUGUUCAACGAAUCGGCGAAUUUAUUGCUAGCAGAGGGAAAGAGGCAUUCAUCGUACGAGAUGAUGACUACACUCUUUUCAGCAGAAACGAUUACAAUAAUUUGGCUAAAGAGAAGGAACAUCGGUCCUUUUUACGAUCUUCCGUGGAGAAAAACCUGAACCAGAAGACUAUUGUAAUAUGUGAUGCUCUGAAUUAUAUAAAGGGAUAUAGGUAUGAAUUAUUUCUUCUUGCCAAGCUCUGUAGAACUACAUAUGCUGUCGUGCAUAGUGGUGCCGAUGAAAGUACUUGCAAAUGGCUGAAUAAGCAAAAGGAAGAACAUGUGAGGUAUAAAGAGACAACAAUCGACGAUUUGAUAACGCGAUACGAGAAACCGGAUUCGCGUAAUCGGUGGGACUCUCCACUAUUCGAGGUUAAAAUUGGAAAAAUUCCUGAUGACAUGAAUGUUGACUUAGAGUAUCCAUCACCGAAAUUCGCCACAAUCCCUAUGGAUGAAAUUUUCAAGUGGAUUUGCGAGGGUGUGGCACUGACGCAAAACCAAAGUACCCAAGUCACCCCUUUAACACCUGUGGACUUUCUUCAUGAGCUUGCCUGUGUCACACAAGAAGUGGUUAGCGCAAUUAUCGAGGGCCAGCGGAAUGCUCCGGUUGGGUGUUACAUAGUGAUUCCAGCAUCACAACCAGAUAACAAUAAGAAAACCCGGACACUAGGCGAACUAACGCGACUACGGCGGCAGUUUAUUAACAUGUCUAGGACAAAUCCUAUCAAUAACAAGUCGAAGAUAGCGUCCUUGUUCAUUCAUUUCCUUAACAACAAUUCAUAG